CUCUACAACCACCACACUCGUCUGUCGCUACCUCGCUCACUCACCCACCAUGCCUUACCGCACCAACUACGAGCCUUAUACUAGCCAGAGCUUCGAGAUGAAGCGCGAACUUUCCACCGAAGAGAUCCUCUAUCCUCUCGGGACACUCUACCCACACGUCGUGGCUCUUCAGCUCCAAACCGACGAGUACCCGUGGUGCAAGGCCAACCACUAUGCUGGAUAUGACAGCAGCCUUUCAGUGGACGAAGCGUCGGAGCAUUAUUCGACCAAGUCGAUGCUACGCAGGAACAGUGGUAUGUGCACACGUCCUUCAUCGGUUGCCUCCGAUUUCAAAUCCAACCAGUCUGAUCUGUCAGACAAGGUGCAUAUGAGCCACGCUAACGUCUGCGCAGACUCCACAGCAUGCCGCAUUGUGUCACGAAUUCGGCGACUACUCAACCGCGACGAAUUGCGACGUCGCCGACAGGCCUGA
Molecule: messenger RNA, 472 nt
Organism: Aspergillus costaricaensis CBS 115574
Lineage: Eukaryota; Fungi; Ascomycota; Eurotiomycetes; Eurotiales; Aspergillaceae
Exons: 2
Coding region: 50-472 (140 amino acids)
Source: RefSeq, a predicted model, not a curated record